AUGGCAUGUGGGAUCCCUAGACUCAAGGAGUCUUUAACCACUGGAUUGCCAGGUGUUGUGGCCGCGUCUGGCAGUGAGACUGAAGAUGAUGACAGCAUGGACAGUCCCCUGGAUCUCUCCUCUUCUGCUGGCUCAGGCAAGAGAAGGCGGAGGGGCAACCUGCCCAAGGAGUCUGUUCAGAUUCUCCGCGACUGGCUCUAUGAACACCGAUACAACGCCUACCCCUCGGAGCAAGAAAAAGCGUUACUGUCCCAGCAAACACACUUAUCUACACUACAGGUCUGUAACUGGUUUAUCAACGCCCGACGCAGGCUUCUCCCCGACAUGCUGAGAAAGGAUGGCAAAGAUCCAAAUCGGUUCACAAUUUCCCGCCGUGGGGCCAAGAUGACUGAAGCCAGCUCUGUGGAGUCAGCAGUGAGCAUUAGGAACCUCAUGCCAGCUCUAGAGGAGAGCCCGUUUCACUCUUGUACAGCUGGGCCCAACCCAGGCCUGGGGAGGCCACUGUCUCCUAAGCCGUCCUCCCCGGGAUCCAUUUUGGCUCGUCCAUCAGUGAUCUGUCAUACCACGGUGACUGCAUUGAAAGAUGUGCCUUUCUCUCUCUGCCAGUCAGUUGGUGUGGGACAAAACACAGAUAUACAGCAGAUGGCAAACAGCAGCUUUACAGACACCUCCCUCAUGUAUGCAGAGGACUCCUGUAAGUCUGGACCAAGUGCAAACACACAGAGUGGUCUUUUCAACACUCCUCCCCCUACUCCACCGGACCUCAACCAAGAUUUCAGUGGAUUUCAGCUUCUGGUAGAUGUUGCACUCAAACAGGCUGCAGAGAUGGAGCUUCAGGCAAAACUUAUGGCUUAA
Molecule: messenger RNA, 855 nt
Organism: Rangifer tarandus platyrhynchus (Svalbard reindeer)
Lineage: Eukaryota; Metazoa; Chordata; Mammalia; Artiodactyla; Cervidae
Source: the annotation of a GenBank genome assembly